AUGAAGUCUCAACGCAUCGCUGUCGCAGGCGGAACUGGUAGGAUCGGAAAGCAUAUUGUCGAGGGCCUUCUCGAAAUCAAGCAACAGUAUUCGCUAGAAAUUAUCGUCCUCUCUCGUUCACGAUCUUCGGACAUCUCCUAUGCAGGAAAUAAUGCACCUAUUGUCCCUGUCGACUACCAGGACCAGUCCUCGAUGCGGAAAGUCCUGAAUGAUUUCCAGAUUGACACUGUCAUUUCUACCCUGUCUGGUACUACCCCCGACGCAUUCAUUACUUCACAGGAAAGUCUCCUUCGUGCCGCGUUAUCAGUACCCACCAUUCGUCGGUUCGCUCCUAGUGAAUUCGCUGUCAAUUCAGAGCAGGUACCUUCAAUCAAACUCUACCAGAUGAAAUUACCAAUCAUACAUUCACUUCGGCAAGUCAAGCAGGAGCGCACCGACUCCUUCGAAUACAGCCUUUUUAGUUGUGGUGUAUUCAUGAAUUACCUUGGGUAUGGGAACACUAAACCAGAGGGGCACAAGGCCCACGGACAUAUGCCUCACUUUCCGUACAUCUUCGAUCUAUCGAAACGUUCAGCAGACAUUCCCGGGGAUGGAGAAAAACAAAUUGUCUACACGCGUGCAGAAGAUGUAGGCAAAUUUGUUGCUGCGGCGACUCAGCUUGAGGCUUGGGAGGAAUACAGCGAAAUGGCUGGGGACGUGUUAACCAUGAAUGAAGUCCUCCGAUUGUGUGAGGAUGUAUGUACGGGCAAGUUUAACGUAAAAUACAAUUCGCGGGAGGAAAUUGCAGCGAGAUUGAGUCCUUCUCCCGAUAAAGUUAUGCAGAACUUUUUCGCGGAGUUCUUACUCGCUAUCAUGGACGGAGAUUGUGAUGUCAAAAGGCCUAUCAAUUUGAACAACUUGGUGGACGUGAGGCCUAUGGGAGUGCGAAAGUAUCUCGAACAGUGGUGGGGGUGA
Molecule: messenger RNA, 954 nt
Organism: Lentinula edodes (shiitake mushroom)
Lineage: Eukaryota; Fungi; Basidiomycota; Agaricomycetes; Agaricales; Omphalotaceae
Exons: 2
Coding region: 1-954 (317 amino acids)
Source: RefSeq, a predicted model, not a curated record